AUGUGGAGAUCAACGUACCGUAUCCGAUCCAGAUUGGCAAUGCAAAAAUCGGCUCGACUAAGAUCGGUUUCUUUGGGGCCGUCCCCGCCGUGUCACCGCUGUCGUCACCAAAAAAAAAGCGCUACGAUGGACGAGCUGGCGGCGCAGGUACUGCCGCCCGACAGCGCCGCCAAGUUGCUGCGGGUGUUCUGCUUCCUGCGACAGCACGACCGCAAGACCCGCAUCGCGAGGAAGACGGCCGAGCUCAAUGCGUGGCGAGUCCCACCGCCGGUGGCAUCGCAGCGCGCGGACGACGGCUUUGCCGACGAAGAGCUGCAGCAAGCUUCGCCGACCGAGGUGAUGCCGGACAAGACGGAUCUGCUCUCAGAGCUGAACCUGCUCGCCGCCAGCGAGGAACCAGACGGGUCAGCGAAAGUCGUGAGCGGCACUAGGAGCAAGAACGGGGGCGCUGGUAGCCGCAAUGCGACGGCAGUCUCCGCGAAAACCAGCGACAUGCAUGAUCUCCGCAGCGAGAUCAAGGAGCUGCAAAAGGGGGUCAACACGAGCAACAGUGAUACAUCCGGGGUUAUCACCGCUGCGGACUUGAGCUCUUGUAUGCGGAGCUUGAAUCGAGUGCCCUCGAAGGGUGAAGCGCAGUGGAUGAUCUGGGAGGUGGACGACGACUUGGACGGCAGCGUGAGCUGGGAAGAGUUCAAGGGUUGCUACGUUCGCACACUACUGGAUUCGCACGGGCUCGAGCUCAACCAGCUUUACUAUCUCAUCCAGUUCCUACUCUGUGACACAGACAGUAGUCAGACCGUCUCAGCGGACGAGAUCACGGCGGAACUGCAGCGCAUUGGGGGCACGGAGCACCUUACGGCGAAGUUGUGGUCUGUGUUGGACGGCGAGAACGAGGAGCAGCAGCUCCUGCGCAAGCUGACGCUGUCCGAGUUCCUAGACGCCAUGCUUGGCGACCUGCCUGCCAGCUUCAACUUGCACUAA
Messenger RNA from Phytophthora nicotianae INRA-310, 981 nucleotides. RefSeq lists its product as hypothetical. Gene Ontology annotation, molecular function: calcium ion binding. NCBI's taxonomy places the organism in Eukaryota, Oomycota, Peronosporomycetes, Peronosporales, Peronosporaceae. The transcript has 3 exons. The record is from RefSeq and is a predicted model, not a curated record. The coding region runs from base 1 to 981 and encodes 326 amino acids.